UCCAAGCCCGUGACCACGUCACAAUAUGUACUUUUGCGCGUCCGAGUCCGAGUCCCGAAGUCCGCAUGCAUUCAUAGCCGCUGGCAUGAGUAUAAGUGCAGGCUUUGGCCCUCUCCUGGCAGAGCUUCAUCGUCCAUGUCAUCGACUCUCUUCCCCUCGUCCUACUAUGCCACCUACCUCCACCGUUUCCGACUCAGUAGAGUACGCGCACUCAGCCACGUCUUACCCAGUGGAGGAAUCCAUAAUGGAUGAACCAGAGACGAACCAGGGCCCGGGGCCGGAGCGUUCAGAACACCGGGAUAGCGCUAUUCGUCUCGAACGUGUGGCGCACAACAAGGCUACAGGUAUUGGUAUCGCUGGCGACGAUCCCAAUACCAUCCAAAGUCCUCCAGACGCUCGAUCUGGUUCUGUGGCACUCUCCGACGACCAUGUCUCAAGCAAUGGUCAACAUCAAACUUCGUCCUAUGUGCGGCGCCACCUGGAUGGGCACUGGCGGUCCGAACCAGUCCUAGUCACUACUUUCGCUGUCACGCAGUGGCUCCGCUUGAAAGAACCGAACCAGGAGCAUGGAAAAGCCUUACGCCGUGGCGCGCAACCUGAAAACCAUGCCGAGGGGCGGGAUGUACCUGCGCCAUAUCAGUUAGACCCGGACCCGGACCUGGAAGAAGAAGAGACAGUAAUGUCUUUGCUGGCGUGCAUGCCUGCAACUGCGAGGAGUCGGUCCAUUGUUUCUCAGUCUGCUGAGGUCGCCUCGGCAUACACGCCCUCCACAGUGUCGUCUGCACCUCUCGCGGAGACCGAGUCAACGCCACUCACGUCGACAUCGCAGCAGUAUGGUCCUAUGAGCGAGCCCGCUUCCGAUUCAUCCAUCUCACGGCCUAGCUCUCCCACGAUCUCGCAAGCAUCGUCAAGUGAGCUCAGCGAAGAUGACGCGUACAACGAAUACACACCUGAGGAGGAUCCAGUAGAUGUUAGCAGCAGCGGCGACUCAGGUAAAGCACAAGGCACCAGGGAAGUCGGCAAGGUCAAGAAUCGCAGCGAUCAAGCUGCUCGUAACGUCGCAUCGGGAUCCAUGAUGACCAGGAGUCGGAGUCGCAAAGCUGGCGCGGGACAUGCUACAACUCGUGCCAAGACCGGCUCCAGGGUGAGAGUCCCGCGCGCGAAACCGCAAAGUGCGCACUCUGCCCCCAAGCGCGACAACACGCCGAGAAAUCUGCUUCACUGCAAAUAUGUCGAUUGCGAUUACUCGUUCCUGGCGAGUAGAGACCUCAAGCGCCACGAGGCGACCCAUACCGGCGAGGACAGGUGGAGAUGCCUGCGAUGCCAGAAGAUACUUGCCCGACACGACUCCGCUUUGAGGCACAGUAGGCGGCAUGAGGGCCGCCCUCUCCUCGAGCGCGUCGAAGCUGCAGAGGAGUGAGGGCACCGCCACCAUCCUUCAUACUGUGUCAAUUCUCUUGAUCAACCUAUGCUAUGUACGCAGGCAAUGCACACACGGCCAUGCAUGACCUUUCCCCAAAUGCCGCCACUAGAUGUACGAGGACGUUAAUAGAGUAAAAUUUAUACUAUGACUGGCAAUGUAUGCUUACAGCACUAUGGUCCCAAAUCGCUU
This is a messenger RNA of Fomitopsis serialis, 1612 nucleotides long. RefSeq lists its product as uncharacterized. The transcript has 2 exons. The record is from RefSeq and is a predicted model, not a curated record. Bases 26 to 1420 code for a protein of 464 amino acids. NCBI's taxonomy places the organism in Eukaryota, Fungi, Basidiomycota, Agaricomycetes, Polyporales, Fomitopsidaceae.